Molecule: messenger RNA, 549 nt
Organism: Kockovaella imperatae
Lineage: Eukaryota; Fungi; Basidiomycota; Tremellomycetes; Tremellales; Cuniculitremaceae
Exons: 2
Coding region: 1-549 (182 amino acids)
Source: RefSeq, a predicted model, not a curated record
AUGAGCGAACUAGCGGGAAGCUCCAUCAACGCCACAAAUGACGGUUCCCUGGCAAUGCAACUAUUGACUGCGAAGGACGAUCCUAUUGCCAGAGCCACCGAGACGCAGCGCCGAGAACUCUUGGAGACGCUCAUCUUUUCAAAGCCUAUUCGAUGCACCUCUUCGGGACUGGACAGUGGCAGGUGGACCGUGUCGUGCACUUUCCCCGAACAAGGGACCUUAAGCGGAGCGGACGCCACUGAGCUGGACCCCUUCAAGAAAGAGCUUCAAGAUACCUCAGUUUCACCUCGACUUAACGGAAACCUUUCUGUUCGAGCGAGGAAGCAAGAUGACGCUGUCCACAUUGAGUCUAGCGCAGAUCAGGGACUCUUUGACACGGAGAUCUUCUGGAAGCUCCGCGUGGAUCCGACAGGUCCCCAUGAUUCAUUGGACGAGACGAUCGAGGAGAGCAUCUUGGGGUCCGAGUGGUCGGCUCUUAGCAGCAACAUCGAGACGAAGAUCGAGGGUAAAGGUAUCUCCAUGGAUGACUCAAACUCAGAGGCGGACUAG